GGAAUGGAUCUGACACAAAAUGCGCAGGAAAAACGAGGGUAUACUACUGUAUAUACUAAUUGUGGUUUUAGGAAGCUAAACAAAGAUGACGUCAUAAAAGCAACAAAAGGAAGGGGAAAACGGAAAAGGAAAAAAGAAAGAAAAAAAAAAAAGGGUAUCGUUCGUCGCAGGACGCAGAAGGAGGCAAUAAUACCACCAGUUGAGGGAGGUCAGACCAGAAGUCGCUCGCGAGCCUUUUGAUUUGUGUAAAUCCUUUGUGUGUGGGGGGUUUUGCUGGCGAUCUCUGGUACUGUUUAGGUUUGACAUCGAUUUCUUCUGGCGUUUUCAUCUGUAGAAACCCCUUUUUUUCUUUCGCCGGAGAGAGCACCCGGAGGUUUGUCGAGUUUUCCAAAUGGAAUAGAACACGGGGAGAGACAUAUACACGCCAUCCUCGAAUUCUUCUGCUGGGAGUUUCUGAUUUCUGUCGCUUUUUCUUCUUCUUCUCUCCAUGACACAACGGGUCUACGAAACCUGGAAAGGAAGCAAUAAGUUCAUCCUUGGUGGGAGAUUGAUAUUUGGUCCAGAUGCUAGGUCACUGCCUGUUACGGUGUUACUGAUCGUCGUCCCAGUUAUCUUAUUCUGUGUAUUUGUAGCAAGGCAUCUUCGCCAUGAGUUCUCGCCCAACAAUGCGGGAUAUGCUAUCUCUGUGGUCGCUAUUCUCUUCACUAUUUAUGUAUUGAUCCUCCUCUGCUUCACAUCUGCACGAGAUCCUGGUAUUGUUCCACGAAAUUCACAUCCACCAGAGGAAGACCUACGCUAUGAGACAACAGUAUCAGCUGAUGGAAGACAAACACCAAGUGUUCAAAUCCCUAGGACGAAAGAAGUCAUUGUUAACGGCGUUUCUGUUAGAGUGAAAUACUGCGAUACGUGCAUGCUUUACAGGCCUCCUCGCUGCUCUCAUUGUUCCAUUUGCAACAACUGUGUUGAGCGCUUUGAUCAUCAUUGCCCGUGGGUGGGCCAAUGCAUUGGACUGAGAAACUAUAGGUAUUUCUUUAUGUUUGUUUCAUCGGCAACGCUUCUCUGCAUCUAUGUGUUUUCGAUGUCGGCUUUUUACAUCAAGAUUCUGAUGGAUGAUCAACGCGGAACUGUAUGGAGAGCAAUGAGAGAAUCACCUUUGUCGGUUGUGCUGAUGGUAUACUGCUUUAUCGCCCUGUGGUUUGUUGGUGGGCUCACAGGGUUUCACUUGUACCUCAUAAGUACAAACCAGACAACCUAUGAGAAUUUCCGGUACAGACCAAGCAGCAGAACCAUUGUCUAUAACCGUGGCUGUGCAAACAACUUCCUGGAGGUAUUUUGCUCCAAGGUUAAGCCCUCGAGGAACGACUUUAGAGCCUUCAUCAAAGAAGAACCUCCAAGAGUCGUUACUCUGACUCCCACCACCAGGGAAGAAUCAGCCGAAGCAGAGGAUGAAACUGGGACCCGGCGGCAGAAAGUGGAAGACGAUCUAGACAUUGGGGACGAUCUAAUGAACAUCUCACAGCGAUGUAAUGCAGCAGAGGCCAGCAACGACCAACCUCAUCACACUUUGGACAUUGACCAAUCGAUUAUUGGGUCUGCUGAGAGAGCAGCCACGAUAAGGACGGAAACAAGGCAUGGAAGCUGGGGAAGAAGAAGUGGGAGCUGGGAUAUAGCAGCAGACGUAGCUAAUUCUAAUGUCAGGGAGAGCCGAAGCUACGCAACGGAAAGGGAAGGAAGGGGAUGAGUUUAUUAUUAUUAUUAUUACUUUGAUUUAGUUGUUCCAAACACUUGGGAGGGAAUCUCUUUUAGGACAGAAGUCGGAAGAUCUGAUUUGGUUUCGGGGAUUUGCCUAUUCCUGUAAUCUUUGAGUAGAUACAAUUACCAAGAGUAGUAGAGUCUUUGCAAUUUCCUUUUUUUCAUCUUCUUUUCGUUUCCUUAAUGUGUAUUGUGCUAUUUUGUUCAUAUUAUGUGGAAUUUCAUAUCGUAUUCCCUCCCCCUUUUUAAUUUCUAGCACAACUCUCUACUACAAAUUGUAAUGAAUUUAGCUCAGCCAAAAU
Thlaspi arvense is the source of this 2054-nucleotide messenger RNA. NCBI's taxonomy places the organism in Eukaryota, Viridiplantae, Streptophyta, Magnoliopsida, Brassicales, Brassicaceae. The record is from the annotation of a GenBank genome assembly.